This is a messenger RNA of Doryrhamphus excisus (bluestripe pipefish), 3272 nucleotides long. Its product is annotated as Y+L amino acid transporter 2. Gene Ontology annotation, biological process: amino acid transmembrane transport. Gene Ontology annotation, cellular component: membrane. Gene Ontology annotation, molecular function: basic amino acid transmembrane transporter activity; L-amino acid transmembrane transporter activity. The record is from RefSeq and is a predicted model, not a curated record. NCBI's taxonomy places the organism in Eukaryota, Metazoa, Chordata, Actinopteri, Syngnathiformes, Syngnathidae.
AUGUGUGUAACCUUUAUUGUAAUAUCUGAAGUUCGAUACAAGUGUAGUAAGGGCAAGGCAUCAGCCACUAGGUGGCACUGUGCACGCCUGCAAGUACUUAAGCCAUACAACUACUGUAAGUGCAAUGGUCAUUAGCUUACACGGGACUGAAAUACGUUUGUUUCAUUUGACGAUCAGUAGAAUUGCGUGGCAAUAAGCAUAUCUCUAAUAUGUUGUAUCUGGAAAUUGACUGACAGCCAUCAAAAUGUGGGGGACUAACCUCAUCUCUGGCGGAUUUACCUGAAGCACACCUGAGCAACCAGGGCACUCAUGGCGGGGGCGGCCCGUUUAUUCAACCGCUUCGAAACGUCUAAACUCGCGUGAUUAGUUACAUUGUAUGAUCAGCAGUAAACGUUUCUGAGAGACAUUGUGAACAUUUAAAGUGACGACCGAAAGUAGUCCAGCGUUGCUCAUGAAUUCCGAGGAGGAGGAGGAGGGGCUAGCUAGCUAACUACAGAUGUUGGCUAGGGGCUGCCGCUCACUUGAAGACGCCAGCUUCUCAUGUGCGACUUCCUGUUUGAUGACACACCGGUUUUUUUUUGGUGCAGCUUUAAGCUCAGUUCCCGUCCUUUUGAAGUUACUCGUCGGCACUGUUGACCCCCACUGCCAGGAUGGUCGUCGAGGCGGACGCGGCGUCCCAAGGCAGCGGCGUGCACUUGAAGCAGGAGAUCUCCCUCCUGCACGGCGUCUGCCUCAUCGUGGGGAACAUGAUCGGCUCUGGCAUCUUCGUCUCACCGAAGGGGGUCCUCAUGUACACGGGCUCUUUCGGUCUGUCCCUGGUCAUCUGGGCCAUCGGAGGCGUGUUCUCUGUGUUCGGGGCGCUGUGCUACGCCGAGCUGGGCACCACCAUCCGUAAAUCCGGGGCCUCUUACGCGUACAUCCUGGAAGCUUUCGGAGGCUUUUUGGCAUUCAUCCGGUUGUGGACGUCUCUGCUAAUUGUGGAACCAGCUUGUCAGGCGGUGAUUGCCUUGACUUUUGCUAGCUACCUGGUUCAGCCUUUCUACACCACCUGUACCUCCCCUUAUUAUGCUGUCCGACUCAUUGCUGUGGCCAUCAUAUGCCUGCUGACAUGCAUCAACUGUAUGAAGGUGAAGUGGGGAGCCAUUCUGCAGGUCAUCUCCACCGUGGCCAAAGUGCUGGCUCUGAUUGUCAUCAUCAUCACCGGCCUGGUCCAUCUGGCAAAAGAUGAUCGAAACUUUGAGGAGUCCUUCAAAGACUCCAAGCUGGACCCGGGCGACAUGGCUCUGGCUCUCUACUCGGCACUGUACUCCUACUCUGGCUGGGACACGCUCAACUUCAUCACAGAGGAGAUCAAGAACCCUGAGAGGAAUCUGCCUCUGUCCAUCGCUAUUUCCAUGCCCCUCGUCACCAUCAUCUACAUCCUGACCAACGUUGCCUACUACAGCGUCAUGGAUGCCGACAUGGUACUCAGCAGUGAAGCUGUUGCCGUGACCUUUGCAGACGGGACUCUGGGCUGGGCGCGCUGGCUGAUCCCGCUGUCUGUGGCUAUUUCCUGCUACGGCGGUCUCAACUCCUCCAUCAUCGCCGCCUCCAGGUUGUUCUUUGUUGGUUCCCGAGAAGGCCACCUCCCCAACGUCCUGUCCAUGAUCCACAUUCAGCGCUUCACUCCCAUUCCGGCCCUGCUUUUCAAUGGCGCCAUGUCUCUGGUGUACCUGACCGUGCCGGAUGUGUUCCGCUUGAUCAACUACUUCAGCUUCAACUACUGGCUCUUCAUCGGCCUGUCCAUCGCCAGCCAGAUCUACCUCCGCUUCAAGGCCCCCAACUUGCACCGACCCGUAAAGCUGUCCUUGUUCUUCCCGUUUGUCUACUGCCUGUGCAGCAUCUUCCUGGUGGUGGUGCCCCUCUACAGCGACACCAUCAACUCCCUGGUGGGGAUUGCCGUGGCGCUGUCCGGCGUGCCCGUCUACUUUGUCUGCAUCCACCUGCCGCGCAGCGCCAGGCCAGCAUUCUUUGGCAAAAUUCUCAACGCCAUCUCGUCUUACACCCAGAAACUGUGCUACUGCUGCGUGGCCUCGCCUGACAUCGACCUGGACAACAUCGACCCCGACAAGAUGGAGUGAUGGACAGAGCGGGAGAGGGAGGGACGGCAACUGUGAGCCGGAGACAAUCUUUACCCGAUUUUUUCCUUUUUUUUUUUUUUUGAAAGAGGAAAAAGAGGUGCAGGCACAAAUACAGUACAUGCUACCAGUUGGCAGUAAGACGUCCGGUAGCCACCGUCUUUGAUCGAGAUGCUAAAAUCCAUGAAGCUAUACAAACGUGUGCUGUUCACCACGUUUGCACAUUUUACAUGUUCUGUUUUUAGAACAUUUUUUUUUUACCUGUAUACUGUCGCCACACCUUUUAUUUUUUGGUUUUUAUUUUCACAGUAUGAUGCAUGCAGCUUCCUGGUGCCUCCUAGUGGUAGCAAAGAAAAGUGUUUUGUUUUUCUUGUUUAGGGUUGUACCAGUUCUGACACCACUUGAUCAGAGGUGAAACUCCAAUGUGCACUGUGGCUCUUCUCAUCUUACCCUCUCUGCUGGUUGCCUUCAGGUUCCUACACACUUGACGCUCACUGGGGGUGCACGAUAAUGGUGGGGACUGAUAUCAGAGUCAGGACAAAGCAGGAAGUUGGAAUGUAUAUCGUGCAUCUGUAAUAUUUACAUAUUGCUUGAAUGUCAUGUUGCCUUCAGAAUAUUUUGCCGGCUUGGGCCUUUUUUUGGUCCUCUAGUUCUCAUCUUGGUCGUGUGCCAUCAGGGUCACGAGGGCGCCGUAGCACCACCCUCGUCAUCUCUGUGCCUUUCGUGAGAGUUUCUUGCCAACGUCCGUGCGUGUAGUUGCCAAAUUCGCCAGUCCAGGUAUUGUAGUUGAAAAUGCCACACCAUUGGGUGACAUUUGUGGUUAUUUGUGCCAGCAAACAAACGCACAAGCCAUGUCGGCAUUGCUCCCACUUGGGAAAAUUUCAAUCUAUCGUUAUCGGGAUUGUCUUAUAUAUCUCGUCUUCUUAGCUGUAUUUUAAUCAAAGAGCACUCAGCCUUUAACGUUGUGGUUUGACGUAUAUUAUUGUGCCUCAUUGGACCUCAAAUGUGUGUACUUGGACAAAUGCCGAAGUGCUUGUUGUUGUUUAUUUAUUUUAUUAAGAACAACCAUUUGAGAUUUUUUUCUUACCUAGAGUGUGUUGUGUUGUUGUUUGUUUUAUAAAUAAAUGUGAAUAAAGGUGGAAUAUUUUCAGCAUA